GAUACUCAUACUGUUGAUCCUAUCACUCACACAGCUAAGGCACAGAGCGGGACAUUCAUGAACUUCGAGCUAAAACCUGGCUUCAUGUAUCCAUAAUAAAGACACCAAGAAACCCUUAAAAAGCGUUGUUCAUAUGAAUUGAACUAAGGAGCUCACAUAGAUAUUGUUGAACAAUUCUAAGUAAAAACAAACUGUACAUAUCGCACUUUGUACCCGGAAGUGUACUUGUGGUCUGAGGCCGUCUGACGCCACCCUCUUGAGAAGAGAAGCAUGGAUUUUACAAAGCAUCCAUUCGGACUUCCUGCCUCAAAUCCAAAGGCAAAUAUAGUUAACACUAUUCUUAAAGAGAACUAUUUGUGUCAAAAAGAGAACCGUAUAUCCAAUGCAUGUGGUAUUGUCAGUAUAGUGCUUAAACUGUGUUUUGAUGCCGUGGAUGUCCCCGUAUCAAUUAAAUACGGUAUACUUAAGUUUAUAAACAAAAUGCGACUGCCUCACGUGUGGCUCGACUUCCAAGGACACAUCCUUGACAACACAUUCAUGGUAUACCAGGAUGAGGACACUUUCAUCAAGAUAAAGACUAUGGGUGUGUGCGAAUAUGAAGAAGGUACAGGUAACACCGAACAUCUGUUUUUGGGAGACCAGGACAAUCGGAGACUCGGCAUACCAGACCAUAACAAAAAUGAAUUCCAAGUCUUAUUAAAGCGACCAGAGUCAACCAUGACAAUUGCCGUUCGAAACAUGCCACAUAUUGGGGCAUAUUACCACAGAAUGAGAGAAAUCAUGGACAGACAGUUUAAAGUGUCGAUAAAGAACUUUUUUGAUAGAAGUGCCGAUACAAAAUGCUGGGCAUGUGACGGGGAGAAACCGACCGAGGAGUUAAAGAAAUGUUCUGUUUGUAAGGUUGCCUGUUACUGUGAUAAAACAUGUCAGAAAAAGGACUGGAAAGAACACAAACAUGUGUGUUGGAAGCCCGAGUCUGCGUAGUCUUAUUAUAAAUCACACUUAAGUCAUAGCCCAUUUAUUAAAUCGGGAACAGAUAGGAUUGGUAAUAUGUAUUGAUGCAGACUUUUAUGCUGAUAUUGUCGCCAACUAUAAAGCUGAAAGUCUCCUACUAAUCCUUCGUCACUAUACUGAUACAAAGUAAAAGCUUGCUCAUUUUCUGAGCACUUUUGAUGUAUGCAUGACAAACAGUGUAACUUUUAUUAAAAGUGUUGUUGUUGAUGAUUUUUUCUUUAAUAUGUCGGGUAUCGCUGCCCAUUUAUAUU
Messenger RNA from Mizuhopecten yessoensis (Yesso scallop), 1265 nucleotides. RefSeq lists its product as uncharacterized. The record is from RefSeq and is a predicted model, not a curated record. The transcript has 2 exons. Lineage: Eukaryota; Metazoa; Mollusca; Bivalvia; Pectinida; Pectinidae. The coding region runs from base 271 to 984 and encodes 237 amino acids.